CGCGGAGGCUCGGCGCGGAGCAGCGCCGGCAGGGAGACGAUGCCUCGACUGCCCGGCCGCGCGGGGCUCCUCCUCGGCGUGGUGCUGCUGGCGGCGCUGCUGGCCGCGGGCCGGGCUCUCCCCCUGAGGAAGCCGCGGCCCCGGAGUCCCGCGAGGCUGGCGGAGGUCUCAGCCUCCCCAGAUCCCAGCUCUCCUAGGGAAGAGGAGAGGACCCCCCUGCUCCCCAGAACCCGCCUCCAGGCAGGGCCACGCCAACAUAGGCGCCGGGAUCUCAGUGAGCCAGCAGCCCUGAGCCUGGACAAGGCGUCCAUGCCAAGGACCCUGGAGGACACUCCCUUGCUGCUGGAGCUGCAGAAGCUGCCAGGAUUGGCUAACACAGACCUGACUGCCCCAAACCCCAAUAUCCAGGUGACCAUCGAGGUGGUGGAGGAUCCCCAGGCGGAGGUGGAGAUGGACCUAUUGGCUGAGCCCAGCAGUCGCUGGCCCCAGGGUGCCUCUAGCUGGCUGUCCGCCAAGGAGCUCUUCUGGCCCCUAUUCUGGAGCUACCUGGAGGGCGAGGAGGGGAGGACCAAUCUCAAGGGCAGAGCCCCAGGGGAAGAAGAGGAGGAGGAAGAAGUGGAGGAGGAGGAUUACCCUGCAGAGUAUAGUGAGAGUGAGGACCAGGAGGACAACGAGGAGGAAGAGGAGGAGGAGGAGGAGCCUGGGUUCAGUGGGGCCACAGGCAGCUGGGAGCAGGGCUGGCUGGCCCCUGGGGACUGGGCCUUCAAGGAGCCAGACGGCUAUGACUAUGAGCUUCAAGAGGAGUGGAGCCCCUGGUCUCCCUGCAGUGGGAGCUGCGGCAGCGGCAGCCAGAGGAGGACUCAGCCCUGCGGCUACGCCUGCACUGCCACCGAGUCCCGUGCCUGCGACCUGCCCCUUUGUCCUGGCACCGAGGACAAGGACCCCUCGGGCUUCCCCGGUGAGGGGUGGCCGCCCCUGGCCCACAAUGCUACGGACAUGCUCAACCCAGAUGUGGAUAGCUGUGAGAAGUGGCUGAACUGCAAGAGUGACUUCCUAGCCAAGUACCUGAGUCAGGUGCUGCAGGACCUGCCCAGCUGCCCAUGCGCGUACCCGCUGGAGGCCGUGUACAGCGCGGUGAGCCUGCAGGAUGAGCACCGGGGCCGAAGCUUCCAGUGGAGGGAUGCCAGCGGGCCUCGAGAGCACCUGGACGUGUACCAGCCCACGGCGCGCUUCUGCCUGCGCUCGCUGCUGUCCGUGGAGAGCAGCACCCUGGCCGCCCAGCACUGCUGCUACGAUGCGGGCAGCCGGCUGCUGACUCGGGGCAAGGGCGCCGGUGCGCCUGACCUCGUCAGCACUGACUUCUCGCCCGAGCUGCACUUCAAGGUGGACACGCUGCCCUGGAUCCUCUGUAAGGGGGACUGGAGCCGCUACCACGCUGUGCGGCCUCCCAACAAUGGCCGGGCCUGCGCCGACAACCCUCCCGAGGAGGAGUACCUGGCCCAGUUGCAGGAGGCCAAGCAGUACUAACCAGGGGGCUGCUGUUCUGGAGAAGAUUCCCCUGCACACCCCUCACCCUGCCUCUGCCCAGACCCCGUGAAGCCGGCCGGCCUGGUGCCGCGGGCCCUCUGCUUGUGAACCCAAGGCAGGUCAGCACCCCAGGUGUGGGGUGU
Messenger RNA from Lynx canadensis (Canada lynx), 1670 nucleotides. RefSeq names its product isthmin 2 (gene ISM2). The record is from RefSeq and is a predicted model, not a curated record. The coding region runs from base 40 to 1527 and encodes 495 amino acids. Lineage: Eukaryota; Metazoa; Chordata; Mammalia; Carnivora; Felidae. The transcript has 6 exons.